CGAACAAGUUCCCAUUAUUGCUUUUAGUCAAUGCCUUACAUCAUAAUCUGCAGACCGCAUUGCUUAGAGUCAAAGUACGACGACGGCCUGCACUCGCACAGCGGCAGCGGGGGCUACAUGGACGGCGUCCCCGCCUCGGCCUCAAUGUACGACCCUCACCGUGUGAGCGGCGGCCCGCUGUCCGGCACGUCGCAUCAUUCGCCGCACAUGGGCCACGGCGGCGGCGGCCUUCCGCCCGGCAUGCACGCGCCGCCGGGAGCGGCAGCCUACCAUCCCGCCAACCACGCAGGACCCGGCGGCGUUGUCGCCAACCACAUCAUGGGCGCUGGCGUGCCCGACGUACACAAACGAGAUAAAGACGCUAUAUAUGGUCAUCCCCUGUUCCCGCUUUUGGCUCUGAUAUUCGAAAAAUGUGAAUUAGCAACCUGCACGCCGCGCGACCCCGGAGUGGCCGGCGGCGAUGUUUGUUCGUCAGAAUCAUUUAAUGAAGAUAUCGCAGUAUUUUCUAAACAGAUCCGCCAAGAAAAACCCUACUACAUAGCCGACCCAGAAGUAGACUCAUUGAUGGUACAAGCAAUACAAGUCCUGCGGUUUCAUCUCUUAGAAUUAGAAAAGGUUCACGAGCUGUGCGACAAUUUCUGCCACCGCUACAUCAGCUGUCUGAAGGGCAAGAUGCCAAUCGACCUGGUGAUAGACGAGCGGGACAGUACGGCGGGCGGCGGCACCGGGACGGGCAAGCCCGAAUUGCUGGGAACGGGCGGCUCGACCAACGGCGACACAGGCGGCAGGAGCAACGCGGACUCGGCGUCGCACACGGACGGAGCGAGCACACCUGAUGUACGGCCGCCCUCAUCCUCAUUAUCGUACGGCGGUGCCGUAAACGAUGAUGUCAGAUCACCAGGAUCAGGAGGAACACCAGGACCUCUUUCACAACAACCACCCUCACAAGGACUCGAUUCCAGCGAUCCAGAUGCCAUGGGCAAAUGGUGUCCGCGCGGCCGCGAAUGGCCGUCGCCUCAAGAUCCGCGUGCGACGGACGCGGCGCGGAGAGGCGGCGUCCUGUAUUCACAAAUCUUCUUAGGGAGUCCUGGCGAUGCCAGUAAUGCCAGUAUAGGCAGUGGAGAAGGUACAGGAGAAGAAGACGAUGACACGAAUGGUAAAAAGAACCAAAAGAAAAGAGGAAUAUUUCCAAAAGUCGCCACAAACAUUCUUCGGGCGUGGCUCUUCCAACAUUUAACGCAUCCCUACCCUUCAGAAGACCAAAAGAAACAACUUGCACAAGAUACUGGUUUAACAAUACUGCAACAUCCCUACCCUUCAGAAGACCAAAAGAAACAACUUGCACAAGAUACUGGUUUAACAAUACUGCAAGUCAAUAAUUGGUUUAUUAACGCUAGACGCAGGAUCGUUCAGCCCAUGAUCGACCAAUCAAAUCGAGCAGUGUUCUCUCCGCACGCAGGUCCCAGCGGCGCGUACAGUCCCGACGGGUCCAUGGGUUACAUGAUGGACGGCCAGGCGCAGAUGAUGCACCGGCGGGCGACCCGGCCGCCUUCCACCAGGGUUACGCGCACUAUCCGGCCGAGUACUACGGACACCAUCUCUAAGAUAAUUAAGAUUAUUUAUGUGAGUAUCAUAAAAGAUUUUGGUUGA
Ctenocephalides felis (cat flea) is the source of this 1650-nucleotide messenger RNA. RefSeq names its product homeobox protein homothorax-like. Lineage: Eukaryota; Metazoa; Arthropoda; Insecta; Siphonaptera; Pulicidae. The coding region runs from base 31 to 1650 and encodes 539 amino acids. Gene Ontology annotation, molecular function: DNA-binding transcription activator activity, RNA polymerase II-specific; RNA polymerase II cis-regulatory region sequence-specific DNA binding. The transcript has 14 exons. Gene Ontology annotation, biological process: positive regulation of cell population proliferation; eye development; embryonic pattern specification. The record is from RefSeq and is a predicted model, not a curated record.